AUGACCAGCUCUCCGCAGCAACCUUUGACCUUCCUCAUCACUGGUUGUUCCUCAGGUUUUGGUCUUCUGCUCUCCAGGCUUGUCCUUGACCAAGGCCACAACCUCAUCGCCACCUCCCGUUCUCCCUCGAGAACUCGCGAAGUCGUCGACGAGAUUCUUUCCCACCCCGGUGCCGGAACCCGCCAGUGGCUGGAACUCGAUGUCAACGACCCAGUGAGAUGCCACGAGCUCAUCAACGACCUGGAAACCUCCAACGGUACCGCCAUUGAUGUACUGGUCAACAAUGCUGGCUUCUGCAUCCUUGGCCCUGCAGAGCUGCUGGAAGAAGACGAGUUGAGAGAGAUGAUGGACACAAUGUACUUUGGUCCCGCUCGUCUUGCACGGCUUGUUCUUCCGUUCAUGAGACAGCGGAAGAAGGGUGUGAUUGUGAAUAUGAGUAGUGGGGCUGGGUUGGAAGGAAGAGAGAGCAUGGCUGGCUAUGCGGCUGCUAUGGCGGCGCUGGAUGGUGAGACUAUACCAGGUACAAUGGAGGUACGAACGAAAGAUGGUGAUUCAAAGAAAGCUGCCAAGGCAGUCUAUGAUGUUAUUGUUGGUGAGGGGGUGGGUUUUGGAAAAGAAAAGGAACGAAUGUUGCCUCUGGGAAGAGACCUCGAUAAAAGACUCAGGGAGGUUAUCGGGGGGUAUCAGCAUGCCUUGGACGUUUUUGGGGACAUCUGUAACAAGGUUCACAAAGAUUGA
This is a messenger RNA of Podospora anserina S mat+, 738 nucleotides long. RefSeq lists its product as uncharacterized. NCBI's taxonomy places the organism in Eukaryota, Fungi, Ascomycota, Sordariomycetes, Sordariales, Podosporaceae. The transcript is spliced from 2 exons. The record is from RefSeq and is a predicted model, not a curated record. The coding region runs from base 1 to 738 and encodes 245 amino acids.